This is a messenger RNA of Pecten maximus, 2752 nucleotides long. RefSeq names its product histone chaperone asf1b-A-like. NCBI's taxonomy places the organism in Eukaryota, Metazoa, Mollusca, Bivalvia, Pectinida, Pectinidae. The coding region runs from base 75 to 713 and encodes 212 amino acids. Gene Ontology annotation, biological process: DNA replication-dependent chromatin assembly. Gene Ontology annotation, cellular component: nucleus. Gene Ontology annotation, molecular function: histone binding. The transcript has 4 exons. The record is from RefSeq and is a predicted model, not a curated record.
ACUAAUCAUAACAUUUACCAUCAUUGGCGCCAUUUACAGCAGCUAGUCAAUGUAAAGAAUAUACAGUAGGAACCAUGGCUAAAGUUAACAUAUUAGAUGUUGUUGUUCUAGAUAACCCGUCGCCUUUUCUUAAUCCAUUUCAGUUUGAAAUUACCUUUGAAUGUUUGGAGGACUUAACAGAAGAUUUAGAAUGGAAAAUAAUUUAUGUUGGUGCCGCAGAAAGUGAAGAGUAUGAUCAAACACUUGAUUCUGUUCUUGUUGGUCCAAUACCAGGAGGGAGACACAUGUUCGUCUUCCAGGCAGGACCUCCCAACACAGAUAAGAUCCCUGUUGCUGAUGCUGUUGGUGUUACAGUUGUGUUAUUGACUUGUUCUUAUAGAAAUCGGGAAUUCAUCCGAGUAGGUUAUUAUGUUAACAAUGAAUAUAAAGAUCAGGAAUUGAGAGAGGAGCCACCAUCUGUCCCACAAUAUGACAAGCUGGAGAGGAGUUUAUUAGCAACCAAUCCACGAGUGACUCGGUUUAAAAUUGACUGGGAUGACAAUGGCGAAACGCCUGCUGACGAAAAUGUACCACCUGCAACAAACACUGAAUCAGAAUCUAACCAGAUGUGUGUAGAAAGUAAAGACGGCAUAAUGAACAAACCUGUGGCAGCAGUUAUGAAUAACAAUAGCUCAAGUCUAGGGACAAGUGACAAUAUAAAAAUGGAAAUGUGAUCAACAUUCCUUCAUCUCAUUUAUUGUUGUGUCAAAUGCCUACAUCUAAUACCAAAACCUUUGUGGACACCACCAAACCAUCACCUUAUAAACAUUUAAAAGCAGUUCAUGAUCAGCUACUAAUUGAACGCAGUCUUUUUGGUGGUUUAAGUGAGGUUUAGUUCUCAUUUAAGUUUUGGUUUCAAUGAAGGCAAUUUCCUGUUUUGUACCAGUGAGUAUUUGCAGCCAUGUGCCAUUUAUGGACAAAUUCUGAGUUAAACAACCAAACUAGUAAAGUUAACUUGUUCAUCAAAGAAGAAAAAAAUUGCAUGGAAAAGGGACAAGUAUGCAAGAUAACAUUUAAAAUAUAAUCUGUUGAUCAUUGCAUCUUAAUAUAACUGCACUGCAGAUUGGCAUUUCCCCAGAAAACUUUUCUAUUAUUAAUAUAUUUUGAAAAGCCUCGAUUCCUAGUCCUAAACCAUAAUGAAAUGCCCCAGUUCAUAGCUAGUUAUAAUUAUGUCAAAAGAAUUGACAUCUUUUGUGAAUCUAUUUGCACUGUUUAUUACAUAGUAAUAUAGGUAAAAUGCAUAUGCAACACAAAAACCACCAGCUGUUUACAGAAAAUAUAGUAUUGCAGCUCUAUGUUAUUGAAUGAGAUAAUAACUUGCUGUGUCAAUUUAUAUUUAUAAAAAGUAUUAAUGCAGACUCAGUGUUAGUGUUUGUUCAUUGGUACUGUAAUAUACAUCUAUGUAUGUAUGUGUAAAUUAUACUGUAGUCAAAUAAAUCAAGACUCGGUGAGUGAUGUUCAAUAUUCAGUGCUAUUUAGUGAAACAGAAAUAAUCCCAGUUGCAUAUAUAGCUGCUGCUGUCGGUGCUAACACCUAACACUAAUAUGCAGUACUUAUGGAAGAUGACUGCUAUGGAUGAUGGUUUACAUACAGGUAUAAAACAUUUUGUUUGCUAAAACAUUGAAUUUAAGAUUGGAGGUUGAUAUAUAUCUGGCACUUGGAAUGACUUCUGCUGAAUAUAUUUCCCAUUCCAACUCUCAAUAUCAUUGCAGCAACAAACAGCAAUAUACCAAAAUGGAAAAUGUUUAAAUCAUAUCUCGAUUUGCACUCUUUAUUUUGUAAACUACUCUCUCCUACAUAGGCAAAGUGUUGUUUCAAAACAGGAGUCCAGAUUAAGAGAAGAUUUUAAUCGGAUUCAAAUAUAGUUUUCCUAUUGUAUUUGCAAUUGUUUUCAUUUCAUACUUAUUUUUGUAUCUUAAUUCUUGUCUUAUUCACAACAUAAAGACAAUAAGAAAUUUUGUUUGAUUAAUAUCUUAUGGUAUACAAAUCUGAUUUGUGUGUGAAAUGCAUGUCUGUUACCAAGAUAUAAAAAAAGGUAAACAGCUACUCCAAUUGAUUUAGGAUUUAAACUUGAUGCAUAGCUGAAGCUUUGUUUCUUUUAAAUGAUUUUUCAAACAUGCACAUUAGGAUAGUAAUAUAUAAUUAAUUUACAAGAAAAGGUCAUAUUAUAAAUAUUAAAAAGGUAUGAAAAUGUUGGACUGAUGGCAAUAUUUUUAAUUGGAUGUUCCAUUGGAUUUAUAAAUGUAACGUUGUGUACGUGAGUAUCGGUGUAAAUGUAAUUAUGUGUUUGUUCAAAAAUUCUCCAAGGCAAUUUCAUCAAAUCACAUCUUCAAAAAGAUGUACUAACUUCAUCUGUGUUAUAUACACGUGCAUACUUGUAUACUUUUAUAUGAACUAAAUUGUACGUUUAAAAUUUUUUAUUUUUGGCAGUGGAAAAAUACAUUUUUGUAGAAAUUCUGAUUGUGUGUUGAGUCUAAUUGAUAUAUCCUGAAAUGAUUUUAGGCAUCAGUCUGGAUAGUUGUGCACAAAAUUUGUUACUGUCAAGUAUGGAAAUGUAUUACUUAUUGAUAAUACCAUUUAAAUUACUAUUAUUUAUACAUGUUUAAUGUACAUUGUACAGGUAAAGUGUUCACAUAGGUGAAACUAACAAAUUGAUGCUUAAAAAAUACAAAAUUGUAUUUGAUCAAUAUCAAUAAACUGAUAUAAAAAGCAA